GGACCCGAGAGAGCGAGAGCGAGCGAGAGACAUCACACGCCGCAAAUUUCCGUCUCAUAUUUUGGCCUUAUUUCGCUCCCCCUUUCUUAAUUAUCCCCUGAUUUGAGAUAAUCAACCAGUCCCUUGCUUAUUCCACGCCGCCUGGAGUGAUGACGACGUACACGGAAGAUUAUAUAAAGGAAAAACUGACCAAGGAACUGGAGGCCCAACAUGUGGAGUGGGAGUGUUGAUGAGCCUGUCAAUUUUCACAUCUAACUACGCAGCGCUGGACUAUCUGCCAACCGUUGAGGAAGGACUGUGACUGAUUGACAACUGCUGAACAAGAUUUACCUUUAGUCGCAUUUCUCGUCUGUGGCCUCGGAAGGUGCAUCAGUAAAAUGGCCAAUGUUAUUUUCAUUACCUUUCUCGGGAUACUUCUGAGAUGGUGUGUGUCGCUGCAUCCUUACUCCGGAGCAGGAAAAGCCCCAAUGUUUGGAGAUUAUGAAGCCCAGCGCCACUGGCAGGAAGUGACAGUGAAUUUGCCCUUGAAGGAUUGGUAUAUGAAUACCACUGAUAACGAUUUACUCUACUGGGGCCUGGAUUACCCUCCUCUUACUGCUUACCAUAGCUAUCUGUGUGGCGUUGUCGCUAAGACUUUGAAUCCCGAGUUUGUUGAACUUCAUACAUCCCGUGGAUAUGAAAGUUACGAACACAAGUUGUUCAUGAGAUACACAGUGUUUGUUGUAGAUCUCCUAAUAUACAUACCAGCUGCUUACCUCUUUCUCUGUGCUGCAUCUCGGUCAAGGAGCAGAAGUGGAAAGUUAGAGUAUAUGGCUCUGAUACUGUAUCCUGGUUUGUACUUGAUAGAUUAUGGUCAUUUUCAGUAUAACAAUGCUUCAUUAGGAAUAUUUGUGGGUGCUGUUGCAGCUCUCAUGAAAGGAUAUGACUGCAUUGGGUCAGUUUUGUUUUCUUUAGCUCUGAACUACAAGCAAAUGGAGUUGUAUCACGCACUGCCAAUUUUUUUCUACCUGUUGGGUCUGUGUUUCAAACAAGGUGGCAUUUUAGGAUUUUUCUAUAAGAUCACCAAGAUUGGCUUGUCUGUGAUAUUAACCUUUGCUCUAGUUUGGGCUCCCUUUCUCAGGGAUACUCAAGUAUUUUUGCAAGUACUUAACCGACUUUUCCCAAUUAACAGAGGUCUCUUUGAGGACAAGGUAGCCAGUGUUUGGUGCAGUUUAUCCAUUCUUAUUAAACUAAAAAAUCUUGUGAGCAAUACCAACAUGGCUUUGAUAUGUUUACUGUCCACAGUCGUGUGUAUGAUACCAUCAAGCUUGCACCUCUUCAUUAAUCCCACUCAAAAGAAUCUUCAUUAUGGACUUGUUAAUGCAUCUUUUGUGUUUUUCCUCUUAAGCUAUCAUGUUCAUGAAAAGAGUAUCUUGUUGGCAGCAGUGCCAGCUUGCUUCUUAUAUGGAGAGGAGACCUUUAUGGUUACCUGGUUCUUCAUUGUAUCCAUUAUCAGCAUGUUACCCCUUCUGGUGAAGGAUGGGCUGACAGUUCCAACACUUGCAUUAACCGUCCUUGUUUAUGUUAUGUACUCAAUCAACAGACAGUCGGAGGGACAAACGAAAUCCAAAUAUAGUGAGUUUUGGCGCUGGAUCAACAGGUCCUUUUACUUGUCACUGGUUGGAUUCUCGUUUUUGACGGUAGUGUCCUUGACAGUGACACCACCUCCAAGGUUGCCUGAUCUCUUCCCAGUUUUGCUUUCUGUUGUAUCUUGUGUGCAUUACUGCUUCUUCACUUGCUAUUUUCAUUACCGCCAAUUCACAACAAGGUAUGACAGACAGCAAGGAAAGGUGAAAAGGCAUUAGGUCUGAAAUGCAACAGUAUAAUGUUUUCCAUAAUGCAGGACCAAUUAAUAUAAUAAACAAGGGGAAGCAAAAUGUCAUGUUGAAGUGCAACACAGGCAACUUUCCAUGACCAAUUUAUUAUAUAAUUUAUAUUUUAUAAUUUUUGAAUUCUGAUGUAGCUCAGAGUUAGGUAUGGUAGUUGCAAUGGUCAGAGGUUGCAUUGUUUUGAUUAGUUCAUGUACACAUAGUUAUAUACAGAUAUAUACAUGUUAAUCAUCAAUUUCAUUAUAAAAGUACAAGACUGAAAUGAUGUGAUAAUACAUAUUACUGUUAGACUCUUAUAUAGUAAUAGAUUCCUUGUCUAUUGAUAUUGAUCCCAACUUACAAAAUCAUUUACUUGUGUUUUCCUUGUUGGUUGUAGUAAUAUUUUGUAUCUGAAUAGUGCGUUUGGUUAUACUGAUAUGUAUAUUUUGCUUUUUUUCUCAUAGUCUAAUCCUUUUUUUCAGUAUUUCACAUAAUAUUUAUUGUUUGAAUUUUGAUGUGCUAGCAUAGAGUUUGUUUGGUUAAGUGAAAUACAUCUUGUUUGAAGAAUGAAAUAAUUUUCAUGUAUUUUUGGAAUAAAAAUGUAUACUUUUAUCUAUCGAGCUAUUUAUUUUUAUUUGCCUUUAUUGUGUAAUAUUUAGCAGUCCAUGAGAUAUUACCUACUUCUGUUUUUUUGUUACCUGUUAUCAGUAUUCUUUCUUUUGUCCCCAUCUGAGUGUGCUUGUGAGUGUGUUACGAACACAUACCCAGAAGAAACGUACAACUUCUAGUGCACAGACAGUUCAAGAUCAUUCCUUUACUGCCUUUGAUUUUAAGUCAUUUUUGUAAUAAACUUGUUACAAUUUUCCAGGAAGUUAAAUGCCAUUUAUGUAAUUGGCAAGAAGGUCUAUGCAUUGAAUUCCUUGCUAGGCUAACUAGAGGGACCCAUUUUUAUACAAUUCAUAUUCCCUAUGUCCUUUUUUUCUUUUGUUCUUCCAUUCUUUCUGUCUAUCUUUCCUUUCUUGUUCUUCAUUAUCCUCCUCAGCUUCCCCUUCCUCAUCCUCAUCUGCUUCCUCUUCCUUUUUUCACAUGUUUAAGAGAAAAUAAUAAUAUUCCACAUGAUUCUCCUCCGUCUCAUGGGGAGUUAUUCAAGUUACUCCGCACUCCUUGUAAGGAAACAUUGUUAUUGUGACAAUAUAGUUGAAGUCUAGUUUCAGUGACUGGAAACAUUUUCUUUCAUUAAAGUGUUUCGUUUUUCA
Molecule: messenger RNA, 3103 nt
Organism: Penaeus monodon (black tiger shrimp)
Lineage: Eukaryota; Metazoa; Arthropoda; Malacostraca; Decapoda; Penaeidae
Gene: gny
Product: dolichyl pyrophosphate Man9GlcNAc2 alpha-1,3-glucosyltransferase-like
Exons: 2
Coding region: 378-1844 (488 amino acids)
Biological process (GO): protein N-linked glycosylation
Cellular component (GO): endoplasmic reticulum membrane
Molecular function (GO): dolichyl pyrophosphate Man9GlcNAc2 alpha-1,3-glucosyltransferase activity
Source: RefSeq, a predicted model, not a curated record